This is a messenger RNA of Rotaria socialis, 438 nucleotides long. Lineage: Eukaryota; Metazoa; Rotifera; Eurotatoria; Philodinida; Philodinidae. The record is from the annotation of a GenBank genome assembly.
AUGAAUACAGAGUUUGUAUUAUUUUCUAUUGCCGACGAGAUUCGCCGUGUUGUUAAAAACAACAUAGAUUUAAUCGAAUUUUUUCGAAUUCAUAAAGCUGAAUUUCCAUAUGAUAUUGUUAAUGGAGAUCUUUAUGUCAAUCGUGUUAAAAAUAAUUCAAUAACCUUAAUAUUAGGUAGUGAUGGAAAGCCUACAUUCAAAUCUUCUAAAACUUCAGUUUGGCCGGUUUUAUGUACAAUUGCGGAAAUUCCUCCGCCGAUCCGUGAUUACCAACAGAACGUUAUGUUAUUUGGUCUUUAUCAUUCUCCAGUUGGACCAACUGCAGAAAGUCUACUAGGAAAAAUUGUGAAAGCUGUCGAACGGCUUCGUCGUACUGGUCUUACUAUUGAUCUUGGUGCCAGAGAUAAGUACCAUUUCUUUUUAGUACAUGUUUGUUAG